AGCUCCCACCCUACCGGCCUUACGUGGACGCGCAGCGCGAGUGCUCGCUCGGUACGACAGGCAAUGCGAUUGUAGACGAGAAGAAAAAGGAGAGAGAGCAGAGAGGAGCUGCGAGAGAAGCUGUAGGAGGUCGACGUGACGAGAGAACUCCAAACAGAAGCUCACAGGACUACGACACGCACACAUAGAGAAGGGAAACAGAAAGAAACAGGGUCAUAUCUAUCUACAGCAGAUUUGGAGAUUCGUCCAGCGGGAUACGUGCUGCGGACUGUUAAGCACGACAGCGUUUCCCUGCGGUAAAACCAGCCUGAGUUGUUGGACAGGAGGCGCGCGGCUUGCCUGCUCUUCCUCGUCAGAAAAAGAGGCUUUAUAGCGGGGAGGUUUACGGAGCAGCGGACUGAAGUCACAGUGGAGAAGUUGGGAUGUCCUGAGUCAGUCCUACGGGCCCAGAGAGCGCUGUGCUGAUGGGACCUGCUGCGCCACCAUGAACUUACAAGAUGGCGGCUGCAGCUACGCCAGCAGCGCCACUAUGGCCACGGCUAGUGGCAGCAUGCGGCGGCGCCUGGAGGACCAGGAGUUCACCCUGCGAGUCUACCCGGGCACCCUGGCUGAGGGCACCAUCUACUGCCCCGUCUGCGCCCGCAAGAACACCACAGCUGCUGAAGCCAUCGAGUGCCUCAUCGAGCGGUUGCGCCUGGAUCGUACCAAAUGCUACGUGUUGGCUGAGGUGAAAGAGUUUGGCGGGGAGGAAUGGAUCCUGAACCCCGGCGACUGCCCUGUUCAGCGCAUGAUGCUGUGGCCACGGAGCGCCCUGGAGAACCGCAGCGGACUGGGCAGUGGCGACGACUACCGCUUCCUCCUGCGGGAGAAGAACCUGGAUGGAUCUAUUCAUUAUGGCGGCAGCCUGCAGAUGUGGCUGCGGGUGACUGAGGAGCGUCGCCGCAUGGUGGAGCGGGGUUUCCUCCCCCAGCCUGCAGGGAGCGACCCUCCGUCCGACCUCUGCACUCUCCCGGAGCUAACAGAGCGCGCCAUUUUGGAAAGCCUUCGUGCACGUUUCCGCCAGGAGAAGAUCUACACUUACAUCGGGAGUAUUCUUAUUGUGAUUAACCCCUUUCAGUUCCUGCCAAUCUACAAUCCUAAAUAUGUCAAAUUGUACGACAACCACACACUGGGGAAGCUGGAGCCCCACAUUUAUGCUGUGGCGGAUGUGGCGUAUCACGCCAUGCUACAGCGACGGAGGAACCAGUGCAUAGUCAUUUCUGGUGAGAGCGGAUCUGGGAAAACCCAGAGCACCAACUUCCUCAUUCAUCACCUGACUGCACUCAGCCAGAAGGGAUUCGCCAGCGGGGUGGAGCAGAUCAUCCUGGGAGCAGGGCCUGUGUUGGAGGCCUUUGGGAACGCUAAGACGGCCCACAACAACAACUCCAGCCGCUUCGGCAAGUUCAUCCAGGUCAACUACCAGGAGAGUGGCACGGUCAGAGGAGCCUAUGUGGAGAAGUACCUGCUGGAGAAAUCCCGUCUGGUUUACCAAGAGCACAAUGAGAGGAACUACCAUGUUUUCUACUACCUGUUGGCCGGAGCCAGUGAAGAAGAGAGGAAGUCCUUCCACCUGCUCAAACCUGAGGAAUACCACUACCUCAACCAGAUGACAAAGAAAUCGCACAAACUCCACUGGGACAAUUACUAUGAGAGUGAUCUGCAGGACUGCUUCACAGUGGAAGGAGAAGAUCUGAAACAUGACUUUGAGCGGCUGCAGCUGGCUAUGGAGAUGGUCGGCUUCCUACCCACCACACGCAAACAGAUCUUCUCCCUGCUGUCAGCAAUCCUCCACCUGGGAAACAUCCGCUACAAGAAGAAGACCUACAGGGACGAUUCCAUCGACAUCUGCAACCCAGAGGUCCUGCCCAUCGUCUCCGAGCUGCUAGAGGUCAGAGAGGAGAUGCUGCUGGAGGCGCUGACCACCAGGAAGACGGUGACUGUCGGAGAGAGGCUCAUCGUGCCCUACAAACUUGCUGAGGCGGGCACGGUGAGGGACUCCAUGGCCAAGUCACUGUACAGCGCGCUGUUUGACUGGAUUGUGUUCAGGACCAACCAUGCUCUGCUAAACAACAAGGACCUGGAGGACAAGUCAAAGAUUCUGUCGAUAGGAGUCCUGGACAUAUUUGGUUUUGAGGAUUAUGAGAACAACAGCUUUGAACAGUUCUGCAUCAACUUCGCCAACGAACGACUGCAGCACUACUUCAACCAACACAUAUUCAAAUUAGAGCAGGAGGAGUACAGGGCAGAGGGCAUCACCUGGCACAACAUUGAGUACAUCGACAACAGCGGCUGCCUCAACCUCAUCAGCAAGAAACCCACAGCACUGUUCCACCUGCUGGACGAGGAGUGCAAUUUCCCCCAGGCUUCCAAUCAGACCUUGCUGGACAAGUUCAAGCGUCAGCAUGAAGGAAACAGCUACAUCGAGUUCCCCGCUGUCAUGGAGCCCGCCUUCAUCAUCACACACUACGCUGGUAAAGUCAAGUACGGAGUCAAGGACUUCAGGGAGAAGAACACUGACCACAUGCGUCCCGACAUCGUAGCCUUGCUCAAGAGCAGCAAGAACGCCUUCAUCUGCAGCCUGAUGGGAAUCGACCCCAUGGCGACCUUCCGCUGGGCCGUGCUGCGAGCCUACUUCAGAGCCCUGGUGGCUUUUAGGGAGGCCGGCCGCAGACACACCCACAAAAAAACUGGGAAUGAUGCAGCAGUUUCCUGUUCUGUUGUCAAAACCGUCGACAGCUUCAGUUUCCUUCACCACCCGGUUCACCAGAGGAGCCUCGAGAUCCUUCAACGAUGCAAAGACGAGAAAUACAGUAUCACCAGGAAGAAUCCCCGCACACCUCUGUCAGAUCUUCAAGGCACCAACGCCCUGAAUGAGAAGGCCAGCUGGGAUGGGUAUGGUGUCGGCUGUAACGGUCGCAGCUCCAGGUCUGGUCGCGUGUCCUCGACAGGAAGUCCCGCCCUGGAAGAAGACGGGAUCUUCCUCAACUCGACCAGCAGCAAGCUCCUGGAGAGAGCUCAGGGCAUCCUACUGAGGAACAAAAACGUCAAAAGCAAGCCGAGCCUUCCCAAGCACUUGUUGGACGUGAAGUCUCUGCGUUACCUGAGCAGCGUGACGCUCCACGACCGCAUCACCAAGUCUCUGCUCCACCUGCACAAGAAGAAGAAACCGCCCAGCAUCAGCGCACAGUUCCAGGCAUCCCUCAAUAAGCUGAUGGAGACUCUUGAUCAAUCGGAGCCGUACUUUGUCAAAUGUAUUCGCUCCAACGCUGAGAAGCUGCCGUUGCGUUUUAACGACAGCCUGGUGCUCAGACAGCUCAGAUACACAGGUAUGCUGGAAACCGUCCGGAUCCGACAAUCAGGAUACAGCAUCAAGUAUACCUUCCAGGACUUUGUGCAUCACUUUCAUGUGCUUCUGCCUCGAGGCACGAGCCCAACCAAGUCAGGCAUCAGGGAGUUUUUCAGACGGAUCCACCUCCCACCUGCUGGGUAUCAAGUGGGCAACACCACGGUGUUCCUGCGGGAGGUGGAGCGUCAGCGUCUUCAGACCCUCCUCCACCAGGAAGUCCUGCGGCGGAUCGUCACGCUGCAACGCCGCUUCAGGGCCGUCCUGGAGAGGAAGCACUUUGUUGACAUGAGGAGAGCCGCCUUUGUCAUACAGCGAUGGUGGCGAUCGUGCCUUCUCAAAGAGUCCACCAUGGACUCGGGUGACGAGGAAGAGGCGGCGGUGUGUCUGCAGGCAGCCUGGAGGAGCUACAGGGAGCGCAGGAGGUUCCUGCAGCGGCGGGACUCUGCCAUCGUCAUACAGAGGAGCUGGAGACAUUACUGUCAUCGCAGAUCUUUGGCAGCUGUAACGGUUCAAACAGCCUGGAGAGGAUUCAGGGAGAGGAGCCGCUACUGUCGGGCGUACAGGACUGUGACGCAGCUACAGGCGAUGGGCAGGGGACACCUAGCUCGGCUCAGGUUCAGUGAGGCGAAGAAGCAGCAUGAAAGACAAGAGAGUCCACCAGCAGCAGAGAUGGAUGCAGGAACCAUGGAGGACCUCACCUCAUCAGGACAGGAAGGUUUUGUCCAGGAUCUCUCUGUAGAACUGUGUGAAGACUCUAAGCCUGCUCUGUUAGAUGUGGGAGAGAUAGAAAAAGAAGAGGACUCAGAGCGAACUAGGAGCACAGACGAGACGAGCCAUAAGAACCGGUCAAAACGCGAGAGCAGACGGAUGAGAGAGCUGGAGCAGGCUCAGUUCAGCUUAAAGCUUCUCAAGGUCCGAAGCACCAGCCUGCAAGAAGACUCCGUCCCAGACAGCAGCACCUGUCAGCUGGAAGACCCUCACAGACAUUCACCCCGGGGAUCUCCAGCCAGUCAUGGCAGUUUUGAACUGCUCAGUGUGGAAGACAUGGAGACUGAAGGCUCUGGAGGUUUUGCUUCCCAGUCGACUGGACCUCAAGAACAUCCCCAAAUAGCGGAUACCCAACUACACGAGGGGCUGAGGGAUUCAAACUUUAACGAAAAGCCUGCGAUGGAGCCUCCAAACAAGGCGGAGGGUCCGAGGGCAACGUUUUAUAUUGCUUCCGACCAAAGUCCAGUUCAUGAACCAAAAUUCGAAAGCCCCCGCAAGUCUUACAGAGAGAGAAGGGAGUCCGCGUCUCGGAGGCCUGUAGUGGUGUUGAUCAGUAUGCAGAAGGAGAGUCCUGUGGAGGAGGAGGGGCUGCUGGCAGCCCAAACCCUAGAAGGAGCUUCUGAAACUGGAGCAGCAUCAUCCGGUUCCCAAAUGACGCCUGUUGCAGGCUCUGACGUGGUAUCAGAGAUGGAACAGCCUCAUGGGUUUGCUAUCCAGACUGAAAGUGAUGUAUUUGAAGUGGACAAGUCUUCUGAGGUCCGAUAUUCAACGGCCCAUGGAUCAAGUCCAGAAUCAGGGAUUUGUUCCUCGGAGGUGGACAUCCAGAUCCUCCUGGGGCCAACGUCCAGUGUUCCCGCUGUCCCCCCCAGUCAGCCGGAGAGGAAGGCGAUCCGGCCGGCACAGGAGGCUCCCAGCCCGAUCCUGGACACCAAACCACCAAAAGCUCAGAAGAAGAGCUCAGGCCAGACUGUGAUUGUGAACAUGGUGGAGAAAUCCCCCAACGCUGUGUUCUCCCCACCCAGGCGCAAGCUGCCCUUCUCCAAGUCAGAUAAGGAUUUGGUGAACCAGGAAAGAUCUCUGGCCAUGUUCAGAGACGACUCUAAAUCUGGAUCCAGAAACAGAGAGCAGGUGGGCCGCCCCGGCCCCAAAAAGAAAGCGCGAAUGUCCCGGACGCGCUCCGACUUCCUCACCCGCUGUAACUCUGAGGGGGCGACCCAGUCAGACGACGACGAUGAAUACUACAUCCCUGCCCACUCCCACACGCUGCCCCCCUCCCUGUCUCCCCCACACACCCACCCCGAGGCUGACUGUCACAGUGACUCCGAGAUGCCAUCUCACAAAGACCAGAAGAAGAUCCAUAAGACCAUGUCUUCAGGAGACCUGGGCAAGGUGGAGGUGCUCAGGAAAACCUCCAGUCAGGAUGGAAGCAGGAUGAGAGGAAGGAUACGAUUCUGGAGUAAGACGAAGCACGGCGAGAAAAAACUGUCGAGGGAGAAGCAGGCCAGCAGGAGCGAAUCGGGAGAGACACAUGGCCCUUCUUCUCCUCCUCACAGUCCAGAUUUGGAGGCAGCUCCCUCCCUGGGGGUCAGGGACAGUAAGGAGAACAAGGAGCCGUCUCCUAAGAUGAGGAGGCGUCGCAGUGUGAAGAUCAGCAGCAUCGCUCUGGAACCCGCCCAGUGGCAAAACGACGCACUGCACAUCCUCAGCUCGGCCCAUGACUACCGCAGCAUGAACGACUUCCUCAUGAAGAAGAUCGCCGACCUGGAGUCUGAAGACGGUAAGAAGGACACCAUGGUGGACGUCGUCUUCAAGAAAGCGCUGAGGGAGUUCAGGAUCAACAUCUUCAACUCCUACUCCACUGCCCUGGCGAUGGAUGAUGGGAAGAGUAUCCGUUACAAGGAUCUCUACGCCCUGUUCGAGCACAUCCUGGAGAAGACCAUGCGUCUGGAGCAGAGAGACUGGUGCGAAUCGCCGGUGAAGGUGUGGGUCAACACCUUCAAGGUCUUCCUGGACGAGUUUAUGACCGAGUACAAGCCCAUGGAGGGAAAUGUCGGCAGGGCUCCUAAACGUGAACGUAAGAAGUCGAGGAAAAAGGAAACCGACAUUGUGGAAGAACACAACGGCCACAUCUUCAAGUCCACACAGUACAGCAUCCCCACCUACUGCGAGUACUGCUCCUCCCUCAUUUGGAUGAUGGACCGAGCCUGCGUCUGCAAACUGUGUCGCUACGCCUGUCACAGAAAGUGCUGCUCUAAGAUGACCACCAAGUGCAGUAAAAAGUACGACCCGGAGCUUUCGUCACGGCAGUUUGGCGUGGAGUUAUCCCGUCUAACCAGCGAGGAGCGAACGGUUCCCCAGCUGGUGGAGAAACUCAUCAACUACAUCGAGAUGCACGGCCUCUACACGGAGGGAAUCUACAGGAAGUCGGGCUCCACCAAUAAGAUCAAAGAACUCCGCCAGGGGCUGGACACAGAUGUGAGCGUUGUGAACCUGGAUGACUACAACAUCCACGUCAUUGCCAGCGUUCUCAAACAGUGGCUCCGUGACCUGCCCAGCCCUCUCAUGACCUUUGAGCUAUACGAGGAGUUCCUCAGGGCCAUGGGUCAGCCAGACAAGCGGGAGGUGAUCCGCGGGGUGUAUUCGGUGAUCGACCAGCUCAGCAGGACGCACCUCAGCACGCUGGAGCGCCUCAUCUUCCAUCUGGUCAGGAUCGCCCUGCAGGAGGAGACUAACAGGAUGUCAGCCAACGCCCUCGCCAUCGUGUUCGCUCCCUGCAUCCUUCGCUGCCCCGACACCAUCGACCCGCUGCAGAGCGUCCAAGACAUCAGCAAGACCACAGCGUGUGUGGAGCUGAUCAUCAACGAGCAGAUGAGCAAGUACAAAGCUCGUCUGAAGGACAUCAGCAGUCUGGAGUUUGCAGAAAGCAAAGCCAAGAGCAGACUGACCCACAUCAGGAAGUCCAUGAAACCUGUACUAAUUGCAGUUAGGUUUAUGAGCAUAACCCGCACUGCCACCCCGCCUAACACAGCUAAACUUAAGUGCAAAGGCCGUGUUCGGCAAAGCAGCACCCACACGCCCUCGCCUCCUCUGAGCCCCAGAGUGCCCCCUGUGGUUGUGGAUGGAGAGACUGGAGGAGGAGGAGGAGAGGAGGCAGCAGAGGUGGGGCAGAACGAGCCGCAGCAGCUGGCGAUGCAGCAGGAAGAGCGAAUCCUCACCGAGCAAAUUGAGAGUCUGCAGAAAGAAAAGGAGGAGCUGACGUAUGAGAUGUUGAUCUUGGAGCCGCGGACGUCGGACGAUGAGACUCCUGAAUCUGAAGCAUCAAUCGGCACAGCAGACAGCUCUGAGAACAUCACCAUGGAGACGGAGGGAGCCACUUCAGAGCCCAUAGAGCGCGGCACUUACCACUUCAGAAAGUCUGAAGCAAAGGGCAGACGAGCUUUGCGCCGUCAGCCCGACUCCCAGGACUCUGCAGACUCGACCUCCACCAUUUCCUCCUACCACCCCUCUUCCUCUCUCUCCUCCGGCUCUCCCUCCCCUCACUACCGGUUCCGCUCCUCCUCCUCCGGGCCCCUGCUCACCUCCUGUGGUUUGGGGGCCCCGUUGGCCGAGGCGGAGGGGAGCCACGGAGCUGGUAAGACCCGCCACAGGCUCAGGCUCAGCCGCAGCUCACCCCGCGAGCCCUCAGGAAGCCACCGGAGGGAGUCGGACUUCAGCUCGGGGCCACAGCAGCUGGUUCUGUAUGGCAGCAACGAGUUCAUGGUGUGAAGCCGAGGAGGGAGGGAAACGCCAGAAGCUGCCUGUUGGCGUGCAGGAAGGGUGUACGUGAAGAGGAGGAGGGAGAGUCCAGGGUUGAACGAGGCUGGCCACGGGGCGAGGUUGGUGCCCAGUGUCGCCUGCCGCCCCUCCUCAGUGCCCACCCCCCUCCUCCCCUGGUCCAGUCAGAGCAGAGCACUGUGGGAAUAAAAGAAGACGAGACUGGAAAUAUGACACGGGAACAUAAUGACAGGUCAAAGAAAGAGGGCUGAUGAAAGCUGGAACAGAGUGAAGUGAGAACACAUGGUCGGCCAUGUUUGUCGACCCUCUGAUCUCAGUGGUGUUAACCCCCCCUGCUGGAGCACCAGGGGUUGGUCAGAGGAGAAAGAGAAGAAGGGAAGGACGGUUGGUGAGACAGAGGAAAACCCACACCUGCAAAGCCAAAUCUUAUAGUGCCCCAUCUUUAUUUUUUAGCAUGUGGGCAGGUGGAUAAAGCCACCCAGAAGAAAUGUAGCCGUACUGACUGAACUGGCGGACAUUUUGUCUGUAACCAGCGCCAAGCUAAGUCUGCUUUUUACGUUUACACAGUACACACCAGCCAAGAGGCUGCAUGCUUCUCCAUCACACUUUUUCCUACGUCAGUUUGAAGAGGAUGUACAGAAAUAUGUUACAUUAUUAUUAUUAUUAUGAAUUAUUAUUAUGUUGCAGAGGAAAAAAAUGUACAUAGGAAGAAACUCCAGUGCUGCUCCUGGGUUGUUCAUUGUUGAUUAAUCUCUGUUUCCUGUUCUCUAUUUUGCAAAGCAAAGUGUCUGGAAUUUAGGUUCCACUUUUGUUUCCGUGCUGGUUUUGCUCCGCUUACUGUCAUCUGUUUUUAGCUUUCUCUUUUCCUAUUUCACAAUGAAUAGAGCUGUUUUUUUGGGUGUCCUCGGGUUAUACUUUUGAGAAAUAAUAAUAGAAGGAAAAGCUGUCGAUCUGCGCUCACAGUGCUACGUGUCUGGUGUCACGUUUACUUUACCUGAGGUGUCAAAUGUCAAUCAGCCAUAAGUGUAUUUUAUGUCUUUGCCUGCAAGCUUUUUGUUGUCCCUUCUGGGUUUUUGUUUUCUCCAGAAACAUCAGUGUUACAACGUCAGGACUUGAAAUUUUUUUUUUUUUACAUAUAUAUAAAUGUAUAUUAUUGCUGUAUUAUAGGUGUUGUAAUUGAUAUCAAAGAUGUCACACUUUUGUUGUCAAUAUUGUUUCAUGGUUUGUUUUUGUUCAGAUGAAAGCCAUUUUUUUCCUGUCUGUAUGUGUGUGUGCACGUGUGAAUGAAUGAAUGAAUAAUUCCUGCCACUGUAUCAGCUCCCACUUUGUGCAUGUGUAGUCUUCUCUGCACACACAUACACUAGUUUUCCCCCCAAAACAUGUUCUUGUAAAGGUGAAAAAAGUCUCUGCAACCAUCAAGUGACACUACCUUACUCAGACUUAGGAAAUGUGCAAUUAGUCUUGAGUUUUUUUUGCACCACUGGGGGAACUCAUGCACUCACAAACACACUCUCAAACCGUCCAUAAUGUCCUCUGAGCCAUCCAGAAUACUCUCUUCUCUUUUACCGUAACAGUAGCUCUUCUUCUCUUUUACCGUAACAGUAGCUCUUCCAUCCUCUUCUCUCCCGGCGCUAGCUGUGGGAGGUAGCAUUUAACCUUCCUGUUAACCAGACAAAACAAGUAGCAACUAACUCAGACCGUCUACGUGUUUCUGCAUAUUCUUACUCUCUUUCUGUCUCUGUCCAUACACUAUGUAAACAGUCAGCGUAAUAUUCAGUUUUAUGGCCCUAUUCAGUAGCUUAACAGCAAUGAUGUCUCCGUACUUUAGCUGCAAUAUCUCUCCUCGCUUGCUGCGUCUGUGAUCAGAUGCUUUUGAGCCACCUUUGCUCAGAUCUCACCGACACAAUCAGUGUUAAUCAAUUGUUCCUUGAAGCUGGAAGUCUCCCUAAAGACAGCGCAGUUCUCAGUUUUGUCGCUGUUUCGGAGGUUAGCUGAAAGGAUCAAACUGAUUCCUGGUCAAAUAUCUUUAAGCUGAUAUUUAAUGGGAUGGUCUGUGUACAUGUCCAGACUGUCAAUAUGGCAAAAAAAAGACAACAACAAAAAGAUUUUCAAAAAAAGUGAAUGUACCUGUCACUGGAAGGCAUGCUUUGCUUUCUCUGGUUGUUUUUGUUCCCUUUUUUAUACACAGUGUAUGUACUAUUUAUGAUCAUGCUUUUGGGGUGUACAUUGGUUUAAAAGAAUCUGUUAUAAAAGGUGUUAUAAAAGGAUAUAUUAUCCUGUGUACGUUUCAUUAUCUACUAUUAAUCAUGGCAACAUUUUAACAGGCCACACUCGGUCUGUCAUGUUUGUGCUACGAAGCGGAAAAAAAAGAAAAGCGCUGUGUCUCUUUGUCUGCGCCACUCUAGACACGGUUAUGUAUAAGGUGCAAUUUGUGUUAUAUUUCUCUUUUUUUAAUGAUGCAAACAUGUUUAUGGUUGUAAU
Sander lucioperca (pikeperch) is the source of this 10408-nucleotide messenger RNA. RefSeq names its product unconventional myosin-IXAa-like. Bases 485 to 7918 code for a protein of 2477 amino acids. The record is from RefSeq and is a predicted model, not a curated record. Lineage: Eukaryota; Metazoa; Chordata; Actinopteri; Perciformes; Percidae. Gene Ontology annotation, biological process: intracellular signal transduction. Gene Ontology annotation, cellular component: myosin complex. The transcript has 45 exons. Gene Ontology annotation, molecular function: GTPase activator activity; microfilament motor activity; protein binding.